Molecule: messenger RNA, 2172 nt
Organism: Trypanosoma brucei brucei TREU927
Lineage: Eukaryota; Euglenozoa; Kinetoplastea; Trypanosomatida; Trypanosomatidae
Exons: 1
Coding region: 1-2172 (723 amino acids)
Source: RefSeq, a predicted model, not a curated record
AUGUCAGAGCUGACGGCCGGUGGCAAAAGCAGAGGUGCUGAAAAUCUAAGUGGUGUGACCUGUGGAAACGUAAACGAUUUCGUGGCGAGUACAGAUUCUGAUACCGAUACGUUGAAUGCAACGGCUAGACCGGUUACACCUCAGCAAUCACCACCGCCUCAGAGUAGUCGCGCCGGGCCCCGGCCGAAUGAAGUGGUAGGCGACAAUUGGGCGACAAACCGUUCGGGAGGACCGCCUGGUUCUAAUGUGGCUAACUCCGGCGCUUCCGGGGUGGUAUCUGAUCUGCAGUUCAACUCUCAGGAUCGUGCAGCGGAGGGUGCAGUGCCGAACUUGAGUGGUGGGUUUUUUUCUCUGCCAUUAAAUAGCCAACUGCCGCCGCAUCUAGCCGCGCCAAAGGACUCAAACAAUGGGCUGAAUUUGACGGAUUUACCGACGCACACUAACAGUAUAAACUGCCGGGAGGAGGUGGCGGUUCCUGCCAGGCGGACCAAACCGAAGAGUGAGAAUUGUCUGGCUAAGUUAUACUACAGUGGAAUGGCGCGGCGAAAAAGAGUAGAAGAGCGACUAGAGAUUUUACGAGCGCGCGAUAAGGAGCUAAGGAACUGUACUUUUAAACCGGUUAUCACGGAUCUCGCCAAGACAAUGGAACGGCCUGGAGCAUUUCCUUACUGCCGCAGUGAGGAAGCUCAGCUACGUCAAAGGGCCCUUCUCGAGACGUGGGAGUCCAAGAUUGAGAAAGAAUGUCGCCCCACCCCUAAGAUUUCCAAGGGGUCGGAACAGAUUGUCCAGCGUGUCAGGAGCAGCAGCGCUUGCGUGAUACCUGUGGCGGAUCGCCUGUACAUGGAGUCGGCUCGCCGUCAGUGCCGUAAGCAGGAGGAAGAGGAAAAGGGAUUUCAGCAAACUAUUCCACUUAGACGAAGUGCCAGUGAUGUGAAUGCACUCAUCCAUAGACUUUAUGAGUUAGAGGAGAAGCGGGUAGCGACUAUUGAGCGGAAGCGAGGCGAGUUAUGGUUAGAUACAAAGCCAAAACGUCGGUGUGAAAAUAGCGAGCAGCUCGUGGAGCGCCUUUAUCGACCCACACCAAGGAGGCGACGCCCUUGUAAGAGUGAGCCGAUUUUGUUUUCACCCCAAGUAAAUGAAACAACGAAGGAGCUAAGCCUUCGGGCAAAUAGACGGAGGUUGGAGCAGUGGCACCAGCUGUGGUCCAAGGUGUGGAAGGGGUAUGGCGAAAAACAAGAACGUCAAAUUAUUUGCUGUGAACACCUCAUGAUUCUCAAGAAGAUAGACGAUGUGGCGCGGUCUUCUGGACUCACGGGAAACUGUACCCUGAAUGAUUUUUGCACGGCAAUGGAGGACUACGAGAGGACACACGGUGUGCAACAUUGGCGCUUAACACCUCUCCCGCUAAAACCCCAUGUGAAUGAAGAUCUGACGUUUUCCCCGGUGAUUCUCCCCAGUCACAGGGAGCGGAAAGGCUCCCCUCCAGCACACCAGCGUCUAUUCGAAGCGGCAAAAGCGAAACAACUGCAGCAGAGGGAGGAAGAGAGGAAGAGACGUGAAGAGGAGCUUCGACAAGAGGAGAAAAGCAGGGCGGUGUCACGUCGUGCCUCCAGAAGGAGCUCAAAGCAACUAGACAUAAAAGAUCCCGCGGAGAAGGGGGCAUCCGCGUGGCCUUGUUCACCAACUGAAUCUGUAAGUAGUACCGACCAUUCCCGUGGCUACAAGUCCGUCGAACUUUCUUCCUUAUCACCUUCCAGUUCACCUGAGAGGAUGCCAGUGGGGUUUUCUCCACCUCCGGUUUGGCUGACACCGGGGCUUAUAGAGGUUGCGGAGGAUCUGAAGCAGCUGAUGGAUGAGCCAAGAGGAGGUUGGAGUUACGCGCAGCUCAAUCAUUCGCGAACGAAGGUGGAUGCACCACCUGACGCCACAUUGCGGCCUUCUCCGUCGGUGGGACCGAAGAGGAGUGGUUCAAACCAUAGACCGUUGCGUGCACCGCAAAAGAAAAAAAAGAGGAGGCCGGUCAGUGAGUUGCUUUCUGAUGAACUUCUGCUUGAGUGCGCAGCGAGCAGGUGCUCCCCAUUUUCGUGGAAUGUUUCUGCUAGAAACAGAGAACACCGUGACAGCAACCGACGUCUCCGCAAUAUGGGAAAGCUGCUUUAUCACAAAAUGUGA